AUGGAGUCGCGUGCGCAGAUGACUCACUCACUGCCGACGAAACACAGGCAGGAAGCAACUUACAGAAGUUGCUCGCAGUCUCUACCGCUCGAUAUUCUAUGGUUGCCGCGGUCGUCAUUUCGGCCGGCGGAGGGCGAGCUGGCAGACUGCGUGCUGGUGGUAGGGGUGUCGCGGCCCAAACUCGCCGCGGCCCUGCUAUCCGUCACGCUACUGUCACUCUUCCUCACCUUCCACGUGCUAUAUGACAGCGCUUUAUAUAGCAUACAAGCAGCCAGCAUGGCAUCGGCUGCAAGCGAGGAAAGAAAAAUUCUGCAAAGUCAAGAAAGUAACAUACGAACAAUAAACCACCCAAUGACGUUAAGGAAACGAUUGAGACCACCACGACAGCCAAGGCCUGCACGCAGACUCCCACAGGCAUUAAUUAUAGGCGUCCGGAAAUGUGGCACCCGUGCUUUACUCGAGAUGUUGUACCUCCAUCCCAUGGUACAGAAGGCAUCAGGAGAAGUUCAUUUCUUCGAUCGCGAUGAGAACUAUGCGCUGGGAUUAGAAUGGUAUAGGAGUAAAAUGCCGCUAUCUUUCAAGGGGCAAAUCACUAUAGAAAAGAGCCCCAGCUAUUUUGUUACUCCCGAGGUACCAGAACGGGUCAGAGCAAUGAACUCCUCAGUCCGUCUACUAUUAAUAGUGCGAGAGCCAGUGACGCGUGCUAUCUCAGACUAUACGCAACUACGAAGUCGUGCAACGCCGUCGCCGCCUGCGCAUCUACAAAUCCCAGGCCAUCCCGUACCGGACGCUGCCAAGCCUUUUGAACAUCUUGCUAUCUCACCAGAUGGUUCUAUCAACAUCGCAUACAGGCCGAUAGCCAUAUCUCUAUAUCAUGCUUAUCUCCAUCGAUGGCUGGAAGUGUUCCCCCGAGAACAAAUUCUGGUCGUCAACGGUGACUUACUUAUUGAGGAUCCUGUGCCACAGCUCCGACGGAUCGAGAAGUUUCUUGGAAUUGAACAUAAAAUCGGUAGAAGGAAUUUCUAUUUCAAUGAAACUAAAGGGUUCUAUUGCCUAAGAAACGACACUACUGAUAAGUGUCUACGUGAAACAAAAGGUCGAAAGCAUCCUCGUGUCGAUCCAGCCGUCGUCGCUAAACUAAGAAAGUUCUUCAUCCAGCACAACCAGAGAUUCUAUGACCUCAUUGGUGAAGAUCUCGGUUGGCCUGAAGACUAA
Messenger RNA from Arctia plantaginis, 1215 nucleotides. NCBI's taxonomy places the organism in Eukaryota, Metazoa, Arthropoda, Insecta, Lepidoptera, Erebidae. The record is from the annotation of a GenBank genome assembly.